Messenger RNA from Eublepharis macularius, 1645 nucleotides. RefSeq names its product C-X-C motif chemokine 2-like. Gene Ontology annotation, biological process: neutrophil chemotaxis; inflammatory response; cellular response to lipopolysaccharide. Lineage: Eukaryota; Metazoa; Chordata; Lepidosauria; Squamata; Eublepharidae. The record is from RefSeq and is a predicted model, not a curated record. The transcript is spliced from 4 exons. Bases 39 to 347 code for a protein of 102 amino acids. Gene Ontology annotation, molecular function: chemokine activity; CXCR chemokine receptor binding. Gene Ontology annotation, cellular component: extracellular region.
ACCACACGGCGCUGCAGCCCGCAAGACAAGCCGCCAACAUGAGUCUCUGCCGCCGAGUUGCCCUGACCCUCCUCUUCGCCCUGCUGGCUGGGAGCCUCUUGCAAAGCCGAGCUGCCCCCUUGACCGGGGAACUGCGCUGUCAGUGUGUCGAGUUGUUUUCUGGCCGGAUCCCUAUGAAACUCUUUGCCCGGAUAAAUCUCUAUCCCCCAGGGCCUCACUGCGCCAACACUGAAGUCAUAGCCACCACAACAGAAGGGAGAGAAGUCUGCCUGGACCCUGAGGCUCCUUGGGUUAAAAUGGCUGUCAAAAGGAUUCUGGAAAAGAAUAAAGAAAGGAACCAGCCAUGAAAGAAGAAAUUGAAUAUUGACAAAUAGAGCAGAUGUUGGUGACUUCCAAGAGAGAAGAAAUAACUCAGAGUCUGUGGAAGGAAGAACUGGAAAGUGAAUCCUGCAUUCCUUGCUUUGACAGCAGAGCCUCUGUUUGGAAUACUUUCCACUAUUUAUUAUUGCACCUUGUUUUUAUGUAUUUAUUAUAUAUUUAUUAUUCCUAUUUUUGGUGGUGUCUGUUCAGUUCAACAGUACUGCCUGCUGCUGUUAUUGCAGUCUGUGUAAUCAACAAAUGUGGAAUGUAAGUCACAGCAUCCAGAUGCCAGAUGCUCAAUUCCAGUGGGAAGUUCUCUUGCACAAGCCCUGUAGAAAUCAGGAGGAUUUGCCUCAGAGGGCUAUAGUGAGGCUGUUGGUUGCUCCAUGGGUGUUUGUGCAGGAGAAGUUAUCACUAGAUAGUGCCCAAUGCUGUUACUUUACAAGCAGGUAAAGUGAAUCUUCCUUCAUAUCAAGAUCUUCCUUGGAGGUCCUCUUCUCUGCCAGUAUCAAGUACGAGGGGGCAUGAGGCAGGGCCUUGUUUACUGUGGCAUCAGUAAUACAGAAUUCUUUUCUCAGGAAAGUUUGCCUUGCUCUUUCCCCAGUGUGGGGCAAAAGAGGUGGCUUUUCAGAAAGCAUUUUAGCUGUUCUGACCUGUAUAAUUUAUAAUGAUGUAAUAAUUUAUUGUGAGAGUGUUGCCAUUGACACUUUCUGUGAUGAUUUAUGGAGCGUCUGUCAGUCGUUAUUUCAAGGCUGUGUUUGUAUUUUCUGUUUUAAUGAUCUUUUUAAAGAUAUUGUAGUAUUUUUUUAAAAUGACUUGUUGGCCCCUUCUGGAUUUUUGAAUCAAAUUGAGAAAUAAUAAUAUUUUAAUAAGAUUUUUAUUAAUAAAUAUGAUGGCUGUGGUCAUACAUCAGUCCAGACUUGGAGUAUUUAUUUUCAGUAUUAGGGUUCUUGAUCUAGACUCUGGACGAUAGUACAUAAUGCUGUCUUAUUCAGACCUGGGAAAAUGACUAAUAUUUAUACCAAGAUGUGCCCACUUGGAGGUUUCUUGCUACAUCACUUGCUUGUAUCUCCUGACUAAAUAUUCUGAAGUUCUACCAAGUUAUGCAGAAAUGUUAAGAGCAAUAAUGUUGUAAAUCGACUAGUACAUUUUGAAAGUAUAUCUUCAUUCUGACAUACUGUCAGAAUAACUUCUCAGAAUAUUAGUUUGGUAUUAUUGUUGUUUUCCCCUUUGGAUUAGAGGAAAAAUACCUUUUUUUAUAAAAAAAUUGCACUACACAUUUUAA